This is a messenger RNA of Anas platyrhynchos (mallard), 834 nucleotides long. Lineage: Eukaryota; Metazoa; Chordata; Aves; Anseriformes; Anatidae. The record is from RefSeq and is a predicted model, not a curated record.
CACACCCCCAUGUACUUCUUCCUCCUCAACCUCGCCCUCCUUGACCUGGGCUGCAUCUCAACCACUCUGCCCAAAGCCAUGGCCAAUGCCCUCUGGGACACCAGGGCCAUCUCCUAUCAAGGAUGUGCUUUACAGGUCUUUCUGUAUGUCUUCUUGAUUGCAUCAGAAUUUUAUCUUCUCACAAUCAUGUCGUAUGACCGCUACGUUGCCAUCUGCAAGCCCCUGCACUAUGGGAGCCUCCUGGGCAGCAGAGCUUGUGCCCAGAUGGCAGCAGCUGCCUGGGGCAGUGGCUUUCUCAAUGCUGUCCUGCACACGGCCAACACAUUUUCCCUGCCCCUCUGCCAUGGCAAUGCUGUGGACCAGUUCUUCUGUGAAAUCCCCCAGAUCCUCAAGCUAUCUUGCUCAGAGACAUGCCUCAGGGAGGUUGUCCUUCUUGAAGUUAGUCUAUGUUUAACCUUUGCAUGUUUUAUUUUCAUUUCAUUUUCUUAUGUGCAGAUCUUCAGGGCAGUGCUGAGGAUGCCUUCUGAGCAGGGCCGGCACAAAGCCUUUUCCACGUGCCUCCCUCACCUGGCUGUGGUCUCCCUGAUGGUCAGCACUGCCAUGUUUGCCUACCUGAAGCCCCCCUCGAUCUCCUCCCCAUCCCAUGACCUGGUGGUGGCGUUUCUGUACUCAGUGGUACCUCCAUUAGUGAACCCCCUCAUCUACAGCAUGAGAAACAAGGACCUAAAAGUAGUCGGGAACUGGAAUGGUCUGCUCAGAGAGGUGGUGGACUCACUGAACAUCACAGUGUUCAAGAAGCACCAGAACAAGAUGCUAGGAGAUAUGGCUCAGUAG